This is a messenger RNA of Carassius auratus (goldfish), 4154 nucleotides long. It is a transcript of the gene phf24, whose product is annotated as PHD finger protein 24. The coding region runs from base 362 to 1645 and encodes 427 amino acids. Lineage: Eukaryota; Metazoa; Chordata; Actinopteri; Cypriniformes; Cyprinidae. The transcript is spliced from 9 exons. Gene Ontology annotation, cellular component: nucleus; cytoplasm. Gene Ontology annotation, molecular function: calcium ion binding; transcription corepressor activity. The record is from RefSeq and is a predicted model, not a curated record.
GCAGGCUGAAAACUAGUUCCCUGAAGAGGCUGGAAGAACACUGGACCCUCUCGAAUCUAGCGGGCUAGUCAGAAGCAGCAGCAGGCACAACUUUUACUAGGCUUGUGUUAUUUACUCGAACUGUACAGUGUCCACAGCAAAGUUGAGCAGAAUUCAGCACCGGAGCUGUCCAGUCUCCACGCCUCACAAACAACGCUGUUUGCACGGCUGCGGAAUAUUUGUUUGACGGGGUUCCACACUGUACAGUGACCGCCUUCACUGACGAAAAGCAAACACCUUGAAAUGACUGCUGGCACCGCGUGAGAGGAGCAGAAGUAAAUCGAGUCCCUAGUACCGGAGCACCAUCCCAUUUCCUUCAGCCAUGGGUGUGCUGAUGUCCAAGAAGCAGCAGGUGGAGAAGGUGCAGAAGUGCAGCGCGGUGGUGUCUGCAUUUAAAGACAGUCUGAAGGACCGGCCGGCUCCAGCGGCUGUGGCUCACACUGAAGAGGUCAUAGUCGAGAACGGAGAUGGAUCUGCUGAUGGAUCCCACCAGACUAACAAAGAGCACACUGAACAGAAAGACGAGGACAGCAAACCAGGGUCAUUACCAAAUCAGCAGCCCUCAGCUCUGCCCAGAGAAGAGCAUAAGGCCAAUCAGGAGGCUUGGGGGCGGCUCCGUGAUGGGAAGGGGGUGGAGCCUGAGGAUCUAAAGAAGGCACAUCAGCUCAUUCCUCCUGCGUUUGUGCGGCCAAAGAGAGAGGCCAACGACGACCAACCGGUAGAUGUGCCACUUGAGCAAAGAGAGCAGCCCAUCAACGAUGAGAUAUGCGAGGUGUGUGAGGUCUGGACGGCAGACGAUCUGUUCCCCUGCCGGACGUGCACGCGGGUCUUCCACGACGGCUGUCUGCGGGAGAUGGGUUACCUGAGCACUGAAGCCCUACAGGAGAUGAGAGAGACGGCCCACACCACCAGCGGCUGGAGCUGCUAUUACUGCGAUAAUGUGAACCUGCUGCUUACUGAAGAAGAGAUGUACAGCCUCAUGGAAACCUUCAAACAGUGCAAGAUCAUCCCAGAGUCGUGCCUGGUGUCAGAUGAACUCCUGCAGUACAGGCACUUUGUGACCAAGCAGCUCUUUGAACGAGACUUGACCGAUGAGGAGGAAGAGGAGGUUCUGGCACAGUUUGCAGCUCUGGAUCCAGACAAGAAGGGUCAGAUUGAGUGGUCGGACUUCCUCUACCAUGAGUCACUUUCAGUGCUACAGAAAUUCCGGACCGAGAAUUCUCUGGUGAGAAUCCUCACAGCGAAGGAGAGGGAUCGAACACGGGCCGUAUUUCAGAGUAUAGACCAGGACAAAGAUGGGAUCAUUACUGCCGGAGAAGCCAGAAAAGCCCAAACCUCCUGGUUCCACAAGAUUAAUAAAGAAUCGCAGUCCUGCAGUGUCAGACUCAUGGGAUUGUGUUCCCCUUUGUUCAGUAUGGGUAUCAGCCAUGUUGGUCCAAUAUCCGAGAGCAGCCCUGCCAGUUCCAGCAGUGAGAGAAGCAGGGAUAAAGCCAUGGAGAAUGACAACAGACCGGUUACCUGGGACAACUUCCUGAUGGAGAGUGCUAUCUACAUCCUGGCCGCCAGGCCCAACAGCUCAGCCAUGCACAUCCGUUUGCCACUCUAACCACGGCCACAUGGCCUGAGACUUCCAGAGGGGCUUAACGGGUCCGGGUUUACAAGAGAGUGGUGCUGAGGACUAAACCGAGUCACACCAGAGUCAAACGCAAACGAGUAUGCCACCACACACUAAGACUGUACAAGCCAUCGAUGGAUUCUUCCAAUGGAUUCGACACAAUCUAGUGUCACACUGACAAAUUCAGUGCUACUAAACAAUAGCACAUCUGUCACCACUUCUAGCUUGUAUGAUUUUGAUUCUUGUCUCUCUGUUUCGAUUAGAAAACCUGCUGUGAGAAACAGUUACACAAUAGCAAAUUUACAGCACCUCAGUGUUUGCCUAGUGUUUUUUAUGUUAACGUGUUGUAUCAUUGUUGAGUUGCGGCUCUAGCCGGAUGAGAUGAGAUCGAUGGAUCGAUAUGAGAGCAGCGGUUAAAUCAUAUCUGAUCUAAUUUCAUUCACCACAAAAUAUGAAUAUGAUAUAGUGGGCAACAACAGAGCCACACAGAAAUCGAGUGAGAUGCUAUAUAUAUAUAUAAAGUGAAAUAUUGAAUGUGUAUUUAUUCCCACAUCUUCAGGGAUGGGUUAUGGCAAGGAGCUUCCAGUCUGCCAGGGGCCUAUAGCUACAAGAUGUGAAAACAAAGGAAUAAUUGUAACUGACAGACAAAUUCUACCUGUAAUUAAGAUUCUGAAGUAAGAAGAUGGGCAUACAAUUGAAUUUUCAGCCACCUGACGAAUUGCAUUUGCAAGUCAGAAUUAUGAGAAGGUGUAUUCCUUUUUUUUUAUGUUCAUAUUGUAUUUCUGAGUGAAACAUGAUAUGUAAAAAAAAGUAGGGUGGAAUUUAAUUUGACCUAGGAGGACAUGAUUGGAUUGUGAAAUAGGAUAUUCAAUUCUAAAACCUUGUGAGAUAACAACUUAGGCAGUAUUUCAUGGCACCAUAGGCAUGUUACUGAAACAAAAUCUGUUCUAAAAUGUACAUGCAGCAUAAAUGAGCAAAUCAACAGUGAACAUUUUAUAAAAAAGAUAAAAUAAAAAAAUAAAAUAAAAAAAGGAUGAUUUUACCCAAUAUUUGUUAUAUUUAUGUUUAUUUUCGAGUAUUAAUUAACUAGCUGACCAUAAUAAAAAAAUUUGCAAACGCUAUUGAAAUGUUGAAAUUGAGUUAGGUCUCAUAAUUAUGAUAUAUUCUAAGAACAUUGUCACUUUUUAAUAGUUAUGAUUCAGAACUAAAAACACAAAAAAAUUAUUAAAAUUCAUUAUUUUAUCCUAAUGCAUUUUUAGCUUAGGAACAUACUAAUUCCAAACAACUGAAAUUAAUUGAGUCAAGUCAUAAUUAAGAUAUUCCACUGACUAUUUUACCAUUAUCAUUGAUUUACAAUACUAAAAUUAAUUAAAAAAAAGUAUAUAAUAUCUAAUUAAAAUAAAUUGUUUACUCAAUAUUUUUGUUUUUAAAUCAGUUUUGAGUCAGGUUUCUGCAAGAUACCUCGUUUGAUUUUGAAGUAUGAUUAUUUCAGUGGUGAUAUAAUCUGAAAGAUUAUAAAAGAAUUAUAAUUAGAGAUCUCUGAUCUGUUUUACCCAAAUAUUUGUUAGAUAUUUUUAUACCUGUUAGAGUAUCCUGUUGUUAGCUUAGCAUCCUGCUAAUGCCAGACUCUGUUGAAAUCAACUGUGAGUCAUGUAUAUCCUGUGUGCUUCUUUCAGUAAUCAUAUUAGUUUCUAUAAAAAACAAAUCAGACUGGUCACUUUUAAGGUUUCACAUCAGGCUUCUGUCUUAAAACAAAGCAACUCACUAUGCUGAUAUUAAGUCUCACUUUUAAAUAGCAAAAGUAAAUGGAAUGGAAUGUAAAACCACAAUUACAAUAUAUAAGAUAACGUUUAUAUAAAUAUUUGAAUCCCUAUGUAUAAGAUAACAAAGCAGGGCCUGUAAGGUUCAGAAUCAUUCCUUGCACACCUGUCAUGACUUGUUGUUUUAUUUUUGAUUUGAUGUUUCUUUUAACUCACUAGUUUCAGUUGUAUUCUACUGGAUCUGUAAAAAUGUGACACACAUAGAAGUGACAUUACUCAGUGUUUCGCUAAAACAGCUGAUGCAAAUAUGCAAUCUUCCAAAACACUCAUUGAAAUGCUAAUUUAAAGGCAAGAGCCAUCAAAAUGUUGAUAACCAGGUUUAGAACCUACUGCCUAAAAGCAAAAAAUCUCACAGAUUUUCCUUCCUUGUUUAUUCAUGUUGAAUUUGUUCUUAGAUCCAGUGCAGAUGAAAACACUUUCUAAUAUAUAAAGCUUUUUUUAUUUGUUGGCGUAAAUGAUGCACACUCCUGUAAAAUGGCAUCUGGUUUUACACUCAUUUAUCAAACUGUAUGAGAGGUAUGAAACAUAUUGUUUAUACGGUCAUAUCCACUGUAUAUGCUAAGGCUAAAGUAAAUUUGUGCUGGAUUGCUCAAAGCAAUUAUUUGAAGGGACUGUGCAAUACUCUGAGUUUUGCUGGUAGUGCUGGAAAUAAAUGCAUGACAUUAACUUCAAAAAUUACA